Molecule: messenger RNA, 596 nt
Organism: Salpingoeca rosetta
Lineage: Eukaryota; Choanoflagellata; Craspedida; Salpingoecidae
Exons: 3
Coding region: 42-464 (140 amino acids)
Biological process (GO): protein stabilization; negative regulation of apoptotic process
Source: RefSeq, a predicted model, not a curated record
AUUGGGACGAACACACACGACGACAGACACCAACAGCGACGAUGCCAAAGAAGGGUGGCAAGAAGCAGCAGCAGCAGGCUGCGCAGAGCAGACCGCCAGCAGAGGCUGACCUGGAAGAGAUUGACGAUGACGACCACACAACACAGCAAGAGCAACAAGAGGAAGAGGAGGCUCCCAAGCACGACAAGAGCAAGCAGGAUCUCGCCCGCGUCAAUGCCGGCGACGACCAAGACAUGGGCUCUGAAUCUGCAUCACAGGCUGCCGCAACACAGCUCAAACGCAACAAGCAGCGCGCAGAAGAAGCCGCCCGCAGGCAGAAAGAGCUUGCGAGUGUCAAGGUGAAGGAGGAAGACAUUGACUUGAUUGCGGAGCAGAUGGAAACCACAAAGAAGCAGGCAGAACAGGUCUUGCGUGAGAACAAGGGCAGCCUCAAGGACGCACUCAAGGCCCUCCUCGUUCGGUGAUGUGAUUGGCGUGCUUAGUGUCGUGUGCUGCUUCAGUGUUGUCGAUUGGUGUGCGUGUUCUGUUGUGCUUGAGGUUGUGCAUGCGCGAUGGUGUAAUGAGUUCUCUACAAGUACAAAGAACGAGCAAACGAC